AUUCCGCUCAUCUCUGUUGAAGCAUAUUGCUGGAGAGUAUUCAAUUUCCCUGGAAGCAAGAGCCCCUAGCAGAGGGUACCGUGAUAUCAGCCAAUCGAGAUGACAUAGCCGUGCUUGGGUUUAGCAAGAAAGGAUCAUGUCUACAACGACAGCUUCUAUUCGUUGAGAAAAUGGUUCAAUUCCGGUGCGAUGGAGGGGUUCAAAUGGAAGACAGUCAUCGAUAACGUGAAGCUCGUUUAAAUCUGCGCAAUGGUUCAGGUUACGAGAGCUGGUGGUUUGAUGCAGUUGAAGAUUACUCUUCGAACGUGCUCUCGUAUCCCAAGGACAGACUGGAUGGCUUGGCUGGUGUGGCCAAAUUUAUUUCAGACCAUCUAGUAGAGACAGAGAAAAGAACAGAGUAUCUUGCAUAAUUGUAGCUCAACCGCGAGUCGAGAGGCAACUUCGAUGGGAGUAUGUCGAACCAAAAUUGCCGUACACUGUCAUAUUGGAAUCAUUGCAGGACGAAGAAGAAUUUAUUGCUCCAUCUUGGACCUGGGCAUCUCGAAACACCGGUGUCUUUUUUCCUAUGAGUGAGGAGGAUAGUCUCUUUCAGGUUAUCGAGUAUGCCUUACAGCUGCUUGACACUAGUGCUAUGAUUGCAGUUAAAUUUGGAUCGUCAACUAGUCUUCGCGGAAAGUGUCGACAAACGCCAGAUGAGCCAAUAAGUGGCUGUUUCAAGCAAAAGUAUGUCCAUCCUUUCGAAAUAGGGGAAAGUAGGCUCUGCAAGAAAUGGAAAAUAUCUGGUUCUUAUGGUCGUGUCAGCUUUUGGUUAGAUUGGGUACCAAAUACAAAGGACCCUAAUCACGAAGGAAGAGAAAUUCAACGGCAACUUCAGCUCUUCGCUAUAACCAAGAAUCCUAGUAAAGGGAGGACGGAAAAAACCUCUGGCCUUUUACUCUUACCAUUUUAAAGUUCCAAAGGCACUGUAUGCCGUAGAGUUCGGGUAUUUCAACGAAGUGGGGGACUUCGAAUGGUUCUGGAGUCAGCCAGACCGCGAUAUUACUAUUUGGUAAAAACUCUAGUUUCUAUAUUUCAAUUUUAAUCUAUCGAAGGAGCAUUCAAACUGCUUAUCCCAUAUUGCUCUCCAAUUUUGUGGCUAAAGACUAAGAGAAAAGUAUGUUAACGUGAGCCAUGGCGUCAUUAUAUCAAGGGUAACUACUCCCCAAAUAAAUUUUAAUUAUUGAACAAUCAUGUUUGUAUGAACUAGGCAGGAAGCG
Molecule: messenger RNA, 1256 nt
Organism: Sclerotinia trifoliorum
Lineage: Eukaryota; Fungi; Ascomycota; Leotiomycetes; Helotiales; Sclerotiniaceae
Source: the annotation of a GenBank genome assembly